Penicillium canescens is the source of this 588-nucleotide messenger RNA. RefSeq lists its product as uncharacterized. The coding region runs from base 1 to 588 and encodes 195 amino acids. The transcript has a single exon. NCBI's taxonomy places the organism in Eukaryota, Fungi, Ascomycota, Eurotiomycetes, Eurotiales, Aspergillaceae. The record is from RefSeq and is a predicted model, not a curated record.
AUGAGUGCAUAUUAUUCCUUCUUUUCCACUCGCAGCCAGACUGCAAACCCACAAGUCGUCUCAUUGUCUCUCCGACCAGCACCAUGGGAUCCCACAAAGGUCCUAGUCCAUCCUGCAGGAUAUCCAAUUGAAGCUCCACCCCUGUACUCAGUUGUGACUUGUAAGGAACAAGCUCCCAAUGUGGUUGUACUUCGUGGCUGGGGUGCCGGCCCCUGGGACAUGGUUGGCGACGCUCGGCUUCCAAGUCUAUCUUCAAAAUCACGCAUUACGCUACAUGGACAGCCAAUAGACAUGCGCCUCAGCCAAGUUUCAGGCCAUUUUAGCUUUCAGACCUCUUCUACGGGUCGGUUGAAGUGGAAGGCUAAUAUGUUAAGCGGGAAGAACCUAGAGUUGCACGAUGCCUCUGGUAGAAAGAUGGCGACGAUUCAGCCGAGCGGAACAUCAGGAGAAAAGAAGCUGGAGGUAUCUGUUUCCCAUGAUAGUCGCUUUCUGGAGCUAGUGCUGCUAUCUGGGAUGACGGCAAAAGCUAUGAAUAAAGCCGAGAACGAGACAGCGGUCGAAAUUCUGGGUUCUAUCCUGGGGGCAUGA